Molecule: messenger RNA, 570 nt
Organism: Babesia microti strain RI
Lineage: Eukaryota; Apicomplexa; Aconoidasida; Piroplasmida; Babesiidae
Product: conserved Plasmodium protein, unknown function
Exons: 3
Coding region: 1-570 (189 amino acids)
Molecular function (GO): RNA binding
Source: RefSeq, a predicted model, not a curated record
AUGUAUAUUAUAUCAAUUUUAGUUUAUAUACUAACUAAUAUUACCAAAUUAUCAUCAUUUACAAUUAAUGGCGCCAACAAUACUCAAUUAUGCCUAAAUGCAGUAUUUAAAACUAGAAUCGGGAAGAAACCUCUAUCCAACUCAUUAUUAAAUCAAGAAGGAGCAACACACAUCACCGAAUUGGUUAAUGAAAGGAUAAAAAUUAGCCAUCCUGGUCCUAAUAGAAAGAUUAUAGACCCCAAAUUCCUGUAUAUAUCUAAUGUGGAUAUAGAAAUUACAGAUUCUGCUCUCGAAAACUUUUUUAACUAUAUUUUUGGACCUUUACUUGUAAAAUCGAAUUUAGAAAAAUGUAAAUAUACAAAUAGGCAUAGAGGUUUUGGGAAAUUAACGUUCAACACAGCUGAAAUUGCUACAAUUGCUAUGCUGGAAUACAAUGGUGUUAAACUCGGACGCAAAUCAAUAAUUCUCUCAGAAUUUCUCUAUUCGUCAAAAAAACACGAAGUACUAAACUCUAAACUGAAAAAUGCAUCGACAAUCAUUAAAAGAUUGAAUAACCAUGAUGAAUGUUGA